Messenger RNA from Microtus ochrogaster (prairie vole), 2745 nucleotides. RefSeq names its product SAMM50 sorting and assembly machinery component (gene Samm50). The record is from RefSeq and is a predicted model, not a curated record. NCBI's taxonomy places the organism in Eukaryota, Metazoa, Chordata, Mammalia, Rodentia, Cricetidae. Gene Ontology annotation, cellular component: outer membrane. Gene Ontology annotation, biological process: protein insertion into mitochondrial outer membrane; mitochondrial respiratory chain complex assembly.
CCCUCGGCUGUGCAAUAUGGCGAUGGUCGGCGCGCAACUUCCGUGACCUGUAGCCUCGCGUCUGUGCCUGUAACUAAGCUAGGGUGGGCGCGGGCACUUCCGCGGGGCAGCAGCCGGAGAGGGAGCCAUGGGGACAGUGCACGCCCGGAGUCUGGAGCCUCUUCCGUCGAAUGGACCUGACUUUGGAGCUUUGGGGGAAGAAGCCGAGUUUGUGGAAGUUGAACCUGAAGCAAAACAGGAAAUUCUGGAAAACAAAGAUGUGGUGGUUCAGCAUGUUCAUUUUGAUGGGCUUGGACGGACUAAGGAUGACAUCAUCAUUUGUGAAAUUGGAGAUGUUUUUAAGGCUAAAAACCUCAUUGAGGUAAUGCGGAGAGCUCAUGAAGCCCGUGAAAAACUGCUUCGCCUAGGAAUUUUUAGGCAAGUGGAUGUUUUGAUCGACACGUGUCAUGGUGAUGAUGCACUGCCAAAUGGACUAGAUGUCACGUUUGAAGUGACAGAGCUCAGGAGGCUGACGGGCAGUUACAACACCAUGGUUGGGAACAACGAAGGCAGUAUGGUGCUCGGCCUCAAACUCCCCAAUCUCCUAGGACGUGCAGAAAAAGUGACUUUUCAGUUUUCUUAUGGAACCAAAGAAACUUCCUACGGCCUGUCCUUCUUCAAACCACAGCCUGGAAACUUCGAGAGAAACUUCUCUGUAAACUUAUAUAAAGUUACCGGGCAGUUCCCGUGGAGCUCACUCCGGGAGACCGACAGAGGAGUGUCUGCCGAGUACAGUUUUCCCAUAUGGAAGACCAGUCACACCAUCAAAUGGGAGGGCGUGUGGCGGGAACUGGGCUGCCUCUCCAGGACUGCAUCGUUUGCUGUGCGGAAGGAAAGUGGCCACUCACUGAAGUCCUCUCUCUCGCAUGCCAUGGUCAUCGACUCUCGGAAUUCGUCUAUCUUACCAAGAAGAGGGGCCUUGCUCAAAGUCAACCAGGAGCUGGCGGGCUACACUGGAGGGGAUGUGAGCUUCCUCAAGGAAGACUUUGAACUUCAACUGAAUAAGCCACUCAUGUUGGAUUCGGUAUUUUCCACGUCUCUCUGGGGCGGAAUGUUGGUGCCCAUCGGUGAUAAGCCAUCCAGCAUCGCUGACAGGUUUUACCUGGGCGGUCCCACAAGUGUCCGAGGAUUUAGCAUGCACAGCAUUGGACCCCAGAGCGAAGGAGACUACCUGGGAGGGGAGGCAUACUGGGCCGGGGGCCUGCACCUCUACACCCCGUUGCCCUUCCGACCAGGCCAAGGUGGCUUUGGAGAGCUUUUCAGAACCCACUUUUUCCUCAAUGCGGGCAACUUGUGCAACCUCAACUAUGGCGAGGGCCCCAAAGCCCACAUCCGGAAGCUGGCUGAAUGCAUCCGCUGGUCCUAUGGAGCGGGCAUCGUCCUCCGGCUCGGCAACAUCGCUCGUUUGGAGCUGAACUACUGCAUUCCUAUGGGCGUGCAGACGGGCGACAGGAUUUGUGAUGGCGUCCAGUUUGGAGCUGGGAUUCGGUUCCUAUAACUUGAGUCUCCUGGGGCAGCUUGGAUGAGCAUCGGGUGUCUCCCAGGCCACAGGCCUGUUUGGAGGUGACACAGUUGAGUGCUUCUGGGCCGUAAACCUUCUGGGAAAUCACGUUAAUAAAUUUGAAACACUCAGCUGUGUCCUGGAUGUGGUCUGUGUUUCAGGCCUUGUGUCUGUCUGGACACCUGCUUCUCCUGAGGACUUGUGACAGUUUGACCUGCGCAGUCCUGGGCCUAAGGGCUUUCAGGUGACCCAAAGUGCCUUUUCCUCACAGACCCCUAGAGUCUGCUGUUGGGCUCUAACCUACCAGAAGUAGGGCUGAGCUGUGGGUGACCCCAAAGGAUGCUGGCCCUGUCAUUACAGGCCACUUCAGUGGCAGCAUGGCCUCCCAGUGCUGAUGUGAAGGUAGGCAGAGGGGAAGUAGGGGAAGUACGCUGUCGGAUGUCAGCCGUGGCUGCUCUGCACAUCACAUCGUGACUCGGGCUGCACAGCCAUCAGCAUCAGGGAGCUGAAGUGUCCAGAGGUCCGUGGGCCCAGGUGCCACUGGGUAAGGCUGACUUCUAAAGAUGCUCCCUCUUCAGAGCCAACAGGCCUGACUUCUGCCUCUGCCUCUUUUAAAUACCCUUUUGACAGCAUCAGGUCCCCAGAUUGUCGAGAUAACCUUAGUACAAGGCUAGCUGAAGAGCCCACUCAGUUCUGCCUGCCACCUGCUCCUCUCUCGCUCUGUCUUCAUAUGGUUGUUAUCCCUUAAUCUUUAAAAGGGGAUCAGUUGGAAGCCAGCCCUUCUUCUGCUUGGAUACUAGUUAGUAUCUGCAGAUGCUCAGGGCUGUCAUAGAAAAUGUUACAGGAUUAAAAAUUAAUAUAAGCCAGGCAGCAGUGGCUCACACCUUUAAUCCUAGCUCUUGGGAGGCAGAGGUAGGUGUAUCUCUGAGUUUGAGGCCAGCCUGGUCUGCAGAGCUAGCUCUAGGAUGGCCAGAGAGAAACCCUCCAGAAACAAAAACCAAAAAGAAAAAAUAUAUAUGGGGGAACGGGGCAGAGUUAAGCCUCCUCUGAAGUCUUUAAAAACACAGGAUGUUAGCUUUGGCCUGUUCUGCCCUUCUCUCUCUUGCAAAAUUCUCAUUCCCCAUCCAGUCUGGUCCUCCCUAUAGAACUUCCCUCUCCUUACACCUGCAGUGGGAACUGUAUUUGCUGAGAAUAAACUUGUUCUU